Molecule: messenger RNA, 2734 nt
Organism: Patiria miniata (bat star)
Lineage: Eukaryota; Metazoa; Echinodermata; Asteroidea; Valvatida; Asterinidae
Product: monocarboxylate transporter 14-like
Exons: 4
Coding region: 109-1479 (456 amino acids)
Biological process (GO): transmembrane transport; monocarboxylic acid transport
Molecular function (GO): monocarboxylic acid transmembrane transporter activity
Source: RefSeq, a predicted model, not a curated record
UACAAGUACAGCUAGCACACCACUGCAUGCAUCGCGCUAGGGGCCGAAUAUAGCUUUACGUAUUGGAACAUAAUCCAAAUCCACUGAGUACAGCCAUUCAGCAACGAUAUGGCUUCAUCAAGAAAUGCAACCACCCGCCAGUACGACCACGACAGUUGGGGCUGGGUAAUGGUGGCCACAGCGUUCACCUGCCUUUUGGUUCUCUAUGGUAACUUGAAGGCGCUGGGUGUCCUCCUCAUUCCGAUGACCAACGACCUGGCAAGCGACCUGUGGCUGGUCGGAUGGGUUGCAGUGUUGUACGAUAUUAUGCAUAAUUGUGUGGGGCCUGUUGUCGGAGCACUAAGUCGCUUGCUGGGCAGCCGUCCCAUGAUGGUGUUUGGUGGACUUCUUACUACGCUAGGCUUCAUGUUAACGUCAAUAUCAUCCAACGUUUUCGCUGUGGCUGUUUUUAUUGUUGGAUUAUCAGGUAUAGGGACUGCAUGUAGCACGUUCAUCAGCUUAGCACUCACGGCUUCGUACUUCAAGGAAAAAUAUCCACUUGCCAAUGGACUAUCAACAAUGGGUGGUCCUAUUGGGAUGAUGGCUUACGGACCAGUUACGCAGUUGCUUCUGGGCACCUAUGGCUGGAGAGGAACCAUGCUCUUAGUGGGAGGUAUCUCGUUUCAUCUAGUGGCGUGUGCUAUGUUGGUGCGACUGGAUCCAUCUACCUCCUCACCAGACAAUGAACAGUACCAAGAGGUUUUGGUAAACGAUGAGGACGAAAACCAGUCGGCGGGAGAAGGCAGAGAUUGUACUGAUGACAACACUGAUAACUCAAAGAAGAGUUGCUGCGAUCCAGACCAUCGACAAAAUAGGACUGGAAUGUGUUGCCGAAAUAUUGUGAAAGCAAUUGAUAUGGCUUUGCUGAUAGAUGUCAGGUUUGUUUUGCUACUUUGUGCGAGAUGCACAGUUAAUUUUACUUAUAGUGCAUGGGUGGUUUACAUGGUGUCGCACGGGCAGUUUCAGGGCCUGAGUGAAAUUCAAGCUUCAUUUCUGCCCACUGCGUUCGGUGUUGGCAACGUUAUCGGAAAGUUGGUAUUGCCACUCCUGCAGCAGAUCGGCAUUAAACCGUCCAUGACAUUCUGGGCGUGUUUCGGGGCAGGCAUCGUCGGUGUAUCGUUCCUCCUUGACGCCUUCAUCAGACCUUUCAUCGGACAGUUAGCUCUUACUGGAUUCGUAGGCGUUGGUUACGGUGUGGUUUUUCAAGCCCUUGACGUCAUGGUACGGUUUCUUGUGAGUGAUGACCGGUUUGUUAGUGUCCUGGGAUGGCAAGGAAUGUUCGCUGGCAUUGCUGGGACACUCGGUGGAUUGAUAUCAGGAUGGAUUUACGAGUGGACGGGAGGUUUCAGCAUAGUUCUUUGCGUGUUUGCUGGAGUGACGUUGUUGUCUAUUCCCUUCUUCGUUACCGAAGCUCUAUACGCCAAGCGAAAGAAACUCUAACAUGGAUCAUGCUAUAAUUUUUCUCGUCCCUGUUGUAUCUGACAUGUACGAUUCGAUUUGUUAAUGCUGGAUCCACCCUUAAUGCCCUUUACCCUAAAAGUGAUUGUCAAGCUAAACCAACAGUUGAGAAUAGUUUGAGCUCAUGUUUAUAAUGAUACUGAAAUAUUAAAAAGUUCCGAGUUAUCAGGAACAAUGUAACACAUUGGACCCGAAAUUUAUAACAUGAUCAUGCGUUUGUGUGACAGUUAAGGUGCAUGCACGGAAAGCCGAUUACAGCCUAUUGCGCUCUAGCAGCAGAACGACAUCAAGGGUAGAGGGCGCAAUCGACGAGACGAAUUUGUCAUGUCGAUAGCGCCCUCUACCGCUGAUGUCGUUCGGCUGCAUAGCGCACUAUAGGCGACCUAUAUGUAAACGAACACUGUACAAAUCCAGUCUUGGACCGAGACUAAUUCCACCUUAGCUACAGUCUUCGAAUGAAUAACUAAAAUGGUUCGAUUUUAAACGUACUUCAAAACACUUGUAGAGAGGCCUUCAAUCGCAACUGUAAAAAGAGAUUGCUUUUUUCUUGUCAUAAAACCCCGAAGUCAAUUUAGCACUUUCGCCUUUGUAACUUUAAUGAAAAUCCUAGGGUUAACUUUCUCAACAGCAGUUGUCAAAGCUUCCCUAAAUCAGAGGAUAAAAAAAUCAGACAUCGAUAAACAUAAAAAUAAUUAAAAGUUUUAACCACGAUCAGUUUGUCGUAAUCAACUUAGUAAAAACAAGAAAUUUUACAUAGGAAUUAUAAUUUGCAUACAGUGUUGUAAGACGAAUUUCACGCGAACGUGCACACUACUGUAAAUGGGCAAUUCCUUGGUUUUGUAACUAAUUUUAUUUAAUUUCCAAUGAAAAAAAAAUACAUAUUCCUCACGUUUUUUAAUUUGAAGAACACAUUUAGACUUAUAAAGUGAACUUGUUUCAAAAAAAAUUAUAAUUUGAGUGACCAGUAAAUAAUCUAAGUGUGCAACAUUUUAGUACAACAUGUAGUGUAAGUUGUUCACAAGAUUCGUAUAUAUGCUAACCGUUCUACCUAUUUAACCUCCGCAUACACUUCGAGGCCUAUUGCUUGACAGCACAAAAAGGAAAAUAAUGUACCCGAUACGGAUUCCUCGUUAUUAUUCACCAUUGAUGAUCUCUGCCAGUCAACUAGACUCUUGGUAUCGAUAAGUCUAAGUGAAAUGUCUAUGUAAUAAAACGGCAGGAAAGUCUUCCAAUUGAA